AGACAGAGUGUCCUGUUCAAAAAAAAUAUUACAAAUUAUUUCGGCUUACUGUCCGCUCCCGCAAAUUCCUGCUCUUUAUUCUUUAACUUCUCAUCUCCGAGCCUCUGUCUAUAUAGCCCUCCGUAACCAGCAAAUUCUCCUCCACAACAUCCGCCAUGGCCGCUUCCUCUUUCCUCCUCAUCGCCGCCGUGGCUCUGCUAGUUUGCCCGGCCCUUUCACUCACCUGCACAUCACAGACAUUUUCCCAGAACAUCAAGUUCGCAAACUGCACGGACCUUCCUACUCUAAAGGCCUUCCUCCACUGGACCUACGACCCGACAGCGAAGCCCAAACCGACCCUUUCCAUCGCCUUCAUUGCUCCUCCGGCGAAGUCAGACGGAUGGAUUGCUUGGGCCCUAAACCCGACGGCCUCCGGCAUGCUGGGUGCCCAAUCACUCAUCGCCUUCAAAGACACCAACGGAUCCGUCGUCGUGAAGACGUACAACGUCUCCGUGUACGGCCCGAUUUCCGAGUCGAAGAUCUCGUACGAAGUCCUCAACAAGCGGGCCGAAUCAUCUCAGGGUGUGAUGAGGAUAUUCGCCACGCUCGCAUUGCCGUCCGGGAGUGCGGAGGUGAACCAGGUUUGGCAGGUGGGGGCUUCCGUUAAAGACGGGGUGCCGGCGAAGCAUGAAUUCUCGGCGGAAAAUCUAGGUGCGAAAAGCAAGCUGCAGUUGGUGGGUGAGGCGGCGGAGAAAGGAGGGAGUCCGGCUGCUGCACCGACGUUGGUCCCGGAGGCUGGAGGGCCGAGCGGGAAUCAAAGUGGAGAAAGCUCGAGGGUUUGGGGGAUUGGGUUGGGGCUGUACGGAGCUUUGGUGGUAUUGGGGGUUUCUAUUUUUGGAUUGUAGAUGCCAGAAUUUACUAGUAUUUUGUUCGCGGAAAAUAAAUAUAUGUAGUUGGAGGAAAAAUAUUGAAAUU
This is a messenger RNA of Sesamum indicum (sesame), 954 nucleotides long. Its product is annotated as cytochrome b561 and DOMON domain-containing protein At3g25290. The record is from RefSeq and is a predicted model, not a curated record. Lineage: Eukaryota; Viridiplantae; Streptophyta; Magnoliopsida; Lamiales; Pedaliaceae.